Molecule: messenger RNA, 726 nt
Organism: Acanthamoeba castellanii str. Neff
Lineage: Eukaryota; Discosea; Longamoebia; Acanthamoebidae
Exons: 2
Coding region: 1-726 (241 amino acids)
Biological process (GO): DNA integration; DNA recombination
Molecular function (GO): DNA binding
Source: RefSeq, a predicted model, not a curated record
AUGGGUCUGUCCCCCACCCAAGACCCCCUCAUCCGCCGACUGCGACGGGCCCUCGUGCCCAUCGACCAUGGCAAGACCUUCGACCUCUCAAACCUGGCCCAGCUCUUCUGCAGGUGGGGCGUGAACACGUCCCCCGAGAGGACAAGAGCCAAGCUCAUCGCCCUCCUGUGUGUCCUCGGCGCGUUCCGGGUCUCCGCCGCAACGCUGCCGCUCUUCAACGACGUCACGAUCAACGACUCCAGCAGCCCCCGAAAACUGGUCGUGCCGGUCUCCGGCUACAAGAACGACCUGUACGGGGAUGGCCUCACAGUCCCCAUCUUCGAGUGCUCGGAGGCGGCUCUCUGCCCUGUGCGCACGUUCCAGCGCUGGUCAGAACAGACCGCGCACAUCCACGAGAGAACUCGCAACUGCCGCAUCGUCUUCGAACUCCAGCGCCCGUUCAACCGACUCCAACCCGACCGAUGCGCCGAGAUCCUGAAAGGGGUGGCCCGCGAGGCCGACCUCGACACGGCCGCAUUCACCGCCAAGACCUUCCGUAAAUCGGGUAUCAUGGCGGGGAUAAGAGCCGGCGUCGAACCCGACGCCCUGUUCCGCCUGGGCGGCUGGAGAGACCCCAACACCUUCUGGCGUCACUACGUCGUGCGUCAAGUCCCGUCUUCCUACUCCGAUAUCCUGUUCAACGUCGACAGCGACCGCGACGACGCCAACAGCGAUGCCGACCUGUAG